Pollicipes pollicipes is the source of this 1675-nucleotide messenger RNA. RefSeq names its product regulatory particle non-ATPase 7 (gene Rpn7). Gene Ontology annotation, cellular component: proteasome regulatory particle. Gene Ontology annotation, molecular function: protein binding. NCBI's taxonomy places the organism in Eukaryota, Metazoa, Arthropoda, Thecostraca, Pollicipedomorpha, Pollicipedidae. Gene Ontology annotation, biological process: proteasome-mediated ubiquitin-dependent protein catabolic process. The record is from RefSeq and is a predicted model, not a curated record.
UCGCAGGAGGUCGGGGGCCGCGGUUACUAAAAGUAGAGUCCAGGAACCCCCAGAGGGUGAUGCCUAGGCCAUCCAGCGUUGUGUUCAAGGCGACUCAAUAUCAGGUGUAAGGCAAAAGAAGAUUGCGCUAAAUAACCGAGGACUGAUUCUCCUGUCUGUGUUGUGUGCCUGCAUUGUUCUGGGCCCUCGGUUCAUCAUUGCCUUGUGACGCCGGUUGCGUUAUUUUAAAACAACCAGUUGCAAAGAAAAGGCUUUUGAAGAUGCCCAUUGAAAAUAUGGAGGAACAGGGGCUGGAGAAGAACCCCAAGCUUGAGAUAUCUCAAUGGAUCUUCAGUUUGACAAUUCCAUCACUAAAGAACGAUCCGAUUAUAAAGAAAAAGCUCAUGGAGGCCAUCAAAGAAGAUUAUAUGGCUCCUCUGUAUGAGCAUGUGUGCAAACAGCUGGGUUGGAAGGUGGAUGCUGCACUGCUGAAGUCCAUGCAGGAGCACAAUGCCACCCGGCUGAAGGAGCUUGAUGACAAGAUCGAUGAUGCAGAGAAGAAUCUGGGCGAGAUGGAGGUGCGGGAGGCCAACCUGGCCAAGUCGGAGCACCUCUGCCGCAUCGGAGAUAAGGAUGGCGCCAUCUCAGCCUUCCGUAAGACGUACGACAAGACGGUGUCGCUCGGGCAGCGGCUGGACAUCGUCUUCCACCUCAUCAGGAUCGGCCUCUUCUACAUGGAUAACGAUCUCAUCACCAGGAACAUCGAGAAGGCCAAAAGCCUGAUCGAGGAGGGCGGAGACUGGGACCGCCGGAACCGGCUGAAGGUCUACCAGGGCGUCUACUCGAUGGCCGUGCGCGACUUCAAGGCCGCCGCGCAGCUCUUCCUCGACACUAUCUCCACAUUCACAUCGUACGAGCUGAUGGACUACGUCACCUUCGUCAAGUACACCGUGUACAGUAGCGUCAUCGCGCUGCCGCGCCAGGAGCUGCGCCAAAAGGUUGUGAAGGGCUCGGAGAUCCUGGAGAUCCUGCACGGCGAGCCCAGCGUGAGGGAAUUCGUGUUCUCCCUCUACGAGUGCCGCUAUGGCGACUUCUUCAAGGCGUUAGCGUCUGUGGAAGAGGUGCUGAAGCGCGACCGGUACCUGGCGCCGCACGUCUUCCACUACGUCCGUGAGAUGCGCAUCAUGGCUUACUCGCAGCUGCUGGAGUCUUACAACAGCCUCACCCUGCAGUACAUGGCCAACGCCUUCGGAGUCUCCGUCGAGUUCAUCGAUAAGGAGCUGGCGCGAUUCAUCAACCUGGGCCGGCUGCACGCCAAGGUCGACAAGGUCGGCGGCGUGGUGCAGACGAACCGGCCCGACUCCAAGAACUACCAAUACCAGAACACCAUCAAGCAGGGUGACAUCCUGCUCAACCGUAUACAGAAGCUGUCCCGGGUCAUCAACAUCUAGCGCCGUCCGUAGCGGCGGGGCCGCCGGCGGUGCACUCCGAACUGUCUGCGCCCGGGCGGACGGGACGACGUCGCGACAGUAUCGUGUCGUAUCGCGUCGUAUUGCGUCGUAUCGCGUCGUGUGGUGUCGCGGCGCCCGGUCGGCGGCGCCGGCGGCGCCCCGCGGCCGCUCGCCGGCGGCCGCCAUUGACUAGGUAAAGCUCCGGUGUUUUCGUUUUGUGGCUAAUAAAAUAUGAGCGCGAGUCG